Betta splendens (Siamese fighting fish) is the source of this 4063-nucleotide messenger RNA. RefSeq names its product testicular acid phosphatase homolog. NCBI's taxonomy places the organism in Eukaryota, Metazoa, Chordata, Actinopteri, Anabantiformes, Osphronemidae. Gene Ontology annotation, cellular component: lysosome; postsynaptic membrane. The coding region runs from base 495 to 1736 and encodes 413 amino acids. Gene Ontology annotation, biological process: negative regulation of ERBB4 signaling pathway; lysosome organization; peptidyl-tyrosine dephosphorylation involved in inactivation of protein kinase activity. The record is from RefSeq and is a predicted model, not a curated record. The transcript is spliced from 11 exons. Gene Ontology annotation, molecular function: acid phosphatase activity; protein tyrosine phosphatase activity; receptor tyrosine kinase binding.
CAAAUCCCUAGAGAGAGAGAGAGAGAGAGAGGUCAGGUAGGAGGACUAUAAAAGCACUUUACUGUUAACUUCUUUUAAUGUCAACCCGGGUGGGACUAAAGUCUGGGGAUGCACAGCAGCUCCCUCCUGUCCGUGAAUCGUCUGACCAUAAACAACAUGUGUAGAGACGCGUGCUGAGGUAAGUGCCAACGUUCUUUACACGACCUGCUAAACUCUUUUCCACAAGGCAUUCCUGUUGUGCGUCCGACACGUUCAUCCAUUUUUAAUGAACGUUUAAAUGAAGAUGACAUAAACUCCCUCCAGUAGUGUGUUUUAAACAUGAUGACUAAGCAUACAUAUUUUAUACGUUACAUAAUUGACCUGAAAGCCAUGUUUGCGUAACCUUUAGAUUAAAAUAAUCAUUGCCGUUCAUCACAGUCUCAUCUUUUGGGUCAAAUCUUUCUAUGUGUUUUAAAGGGAAGCUGUGAUCAAAUCGAGGUCGGCCAGUCACAAACAUGAGGUUCCACCAGAGCUGGGGCUCCUUCUUCCUCCUCUGCUGCGCCUGCCUGGUGUCGGUUGUUGAGUGUCGGGUGCUGAAGUUCGCCGUGGCCGUGUUCAGACACGGCGAUCGAUCUCCUAUUGAGUCCUACCCCAAGGAUCCUCAUGGAGAGGACGUGUGGGCCCAGGGCUUUGGACAGCUCACAGAGCUGGGAAUGAAGCAGCAGUUUGAGCUGGGCAGGUUCCUGAGGCGGCGCUACGCCAACCUUCUCGGUGACGACUACAACAACAGGGAGAUCUACGUGAGGAGCACCGACUACGAGCGCACGCUGAUGAGCGCCCAGGCCUGCCUCGCCGGGAUGUUCCCCCCGACCAGACGGCCGCCUCCCAUCAUGCCCCAGUUACUGUGGCGGCCCAUUCCAGUGCACACCAUCCCCAGGGCUCAGGACAAGCUGUUGAGGUCUCCAGGCAAAGACUGUCCGAGGUUUAGGGCUCUGAUGACCGAGACGUUUGAGAGCGAGGCCUACCAGAGGUUCCUCCGAGCUCACCGGUAUUUUGUGGAGCAGCUGUCCAACCACACAGGCUACCCAGUGUCCAAGCUGGUGGGCAAAAAGAUAUGGAGGGUCUACGACACCCUCACCUGUCAGCGGAUCCACAACUUGACGCUCCCGAGCUGGGCCACCCAGGACUUUCUAUCCACCCUGAAGAGCGUGGCGUCCUUUGAAGUCUCGUACAGCAUCCUCAGCCACAAGCGCAAGGAGAAGGCCAGGCUCUCGGGAGGAGUAUUACUGAACGCCAUCCUGAGGAAUUUCUCCAAGGCCGUGGAGCAAGGGAGCCCGCUGAAAUUUAUCAUGUACUCCGCUCACGACUCUACACUCAUCACCCUUCAGGCUGCUGUGGAUGUGUACAACAGCCUUCUCCCGCCGUACGCUGCCUGUCAGCUCUUCGAGUUCUACCAGGAGCCUGAUGGAUCAUAUUCUCUAGAGAUGUAUUAUCGCAAUGACUCCAUGCGUGAACCCUACCCCCUACCCGUGCCAGGGUGCAGCGGCCUGAACCCGUGUCCUCUGUCUGUGUUCACUGAGCUGGUGCGAGAUGUGGUGGCGGAGAACUGGGAGGACGAGUGUGGCUUUAGGACAAAGUGGUCGAGCACGGGUGUCAUCACGGCUCUUGCUGUGGCUGUGGGUGUGCUGGUGGUGGCGCUGUUGUUCAGCAUAGGAGUGGCAGUACACAGGAGGACACAGUACUCCAGAGAGGUGUAGUGCAAACCACUGCCUUAAGUACCGGAAGUACAGAAAGGUGCCUCCCAGUGGUGCAGGCAGCUCUAAUAAUAGUAAUGAUAAGGUGCUAUGUAUUUAGUAUUUCUAGAAAUGGAUGUGUGGAUUUUGUACAGUCGAGAGAACACAGCAGAGAAAUGAAACAAAGAAUAAAGAAUAUUUAUAGCGCGUACCACUACCACUUUAUUUGAGUCACAGACGACAGUGUGAACUUCACAUACUGACACUGUUCAUUCCCUGUUUGGUUCACUCCAUGUCACAUUCUUUCUCACUUCUUAUCUGGAUCUACUGCAACUGUGGGGAGAAACAACCAAGACGUUAGGAAACAGUGACAACGUGUACUGUACUGCUUGGACUGUCACAUUCGAUCUGUACUGGACUGUCCAGACACAACACACCAAGGCUCCUAAUUAGCCUCCACGCCCACUCCCACCUCCCGGGUCUUACCAUGGACACUCAGCUGACACUCCACCUCGUCCUGGCCGAGCUCGUUCACAGCCAGGCACGAGUACUUGCCUCCAUCGAAUGAGCUCGGCUUGCGGAUGUUCAGGGUCAGCACACCCUGGUUGUUCUGCAUCAAGUACUUGGGAUCCUCGCCGAUAAUCAUUUUGUUCUUCAUCCAGACAAUCUUAGGCUAUGGAAAAAUCAAGCUUGUGAAAACCAAUUAGAUACAACAAAAGUGCAAGAUUGACAGGGUGUGCUGUCCAGCCAGUUCUACUGUACAGUCGCUUGCUCCUACAGCCAACUUCAAAGCUGGACUUGCUAAUGGUCGGUGGCAUUGUCAGCCUCCUGUUGGGAAUCACGCUCCACGGCCUAUUUUAACAUGCCCAUUUACCUUGGGGAAGCCUUUGACAGCACAACUGAUGGCAGUGCUGUAACCGGCAACAACGGAUCUGUCAACCAGGGGCUGAGUGAACUUGGGCACACAAGUCAUGUCCUUCUCCUUGUAGGGGUUCGCUUUGUGAAUGAGGCCUACGGAGGAGGACGGGGGGCAUUUUCACUUUCCCAAUUUACUACAAACAAAUAGCAUUAGUACACACACUGCCACACCUGUCUUGGCGAUGACGGCCGUGUUUUUGCUGUGGCACGGCUCCUCGCUCAGGCCGCACAGGUUUUCACUGUAUACGCGGAACAUGUAUUCAUUGCCCAUGAUCAGAUCGGAGGCUGUGCAGUUGGUUCGUCUGUUAUGUUCGUAAAUGGUAAACCAUUCCUGGAAACAGGAAAGGAGUGAUCGGAAUGAAGACAACUAGCUGAGGACAUGGAAAGGAAAGUAGGUGUGCUCAUCUCACCUUGGUCUUCAGGUCUGCCUUCUGGAUGGUGUACCCAGUAAUCUCACAGUUGCCAUCAUCUCUAGGUGGUUCCCAUUCCAGCGCUGCAUUGAAACCCCAGACGUCUGUCACCCGCACUUUCAAAGGAGGCCCGGGCUUUUCUGUUCACAUGAAACAGCCAUAUUUUUAGUAGACCGCUCUGAUUAAGAGCUGCCCCGAAGAAAUACAUUUUAGAGUUCUUACCGACAAUCUUAAUGAUAACAGAAGCUCUGUCCUCCAUGUUCUCAAUCUGUAGCACAAGCUCAUAUGUUCCAGAGUGCUCUCUCUCUGCUGAGCGGAUGAACAGGAUGCUGUCUACGUUGGAGUUGCGGACGCUGACCAUCUUGGGGUCAAGGGGUUGACCGUCCUUGUACCAGGUGGCGAUGGGACGGGGCUUACCCUAAGUGACAACAACACAUUCUGUUGUAGAGGAAGCAAGAGAUUUGCUGCGGGUUGUCGGUUACAGUGUUGACAGUUAGUGUUUUUCAAUGUGUAGUCUGAAGUCUGUAGAACGUAAAAUGAAGCAAAUUCACUGGCAUCUAAUACCAGAAGAACUGAAACGCAUAAUAAAGUUAUGACAACCUUCUGAGGAACAUGUAACAGCUGAACAGUGGCUGGACCUUCUUACCUGGAAGGGGAUGGUCAGGUUGAUCUUCUCUCCAACCUUCCUGAUGUACUUUGUUCUAAGUUCACGCGGGAGACGGAUUUUAGGAUGUUCUGAAGCAGAAAGAAACACAAUCAUAAUUAAACUGGACAUAAUUAGAUCUGCCAUAAAACAAUGACGCUCAGCAGGUCUGCGUGGCUCACCCAUGAUCUCACGAAUGGUCACGGGCUGUGCCAGGAUAGCAGGAGGACUACGUCCAGCGAUGUUUACAGCUACUACCCUGAAGUUGAUCUUCUCUCCCACAGGCAGACCGCGAACCACAUAUCCCUGCUUCUCACAAAGUUCCUGGUUUGCCACCACCCACUGAGUAUCUGAAAUAAAAGACAAUUAAACACAAAGUA